UAUAGAUCAAAAUGGUCUUACAAAUCCAAUCGCCGAUACUAUUCGAGGUGCUUAUCUUUAAGAACUCUCUUCUCUCCAGAAUCAGUGUCAAGACACGAUAGUACUGCACUACUCACUUGUCUAGUCUACUUUACCUCCCUCCGUCAAUAUUAAUACACUGGCCACUCACUGAUCUCGAUAGGGCAUAUCGCUGCUAUGGCAAUGCUUGACAGCAACGAUCCCAGUCUCGAGGACAAAAGACUCGACGAGUCUGGCGAGUCCUUCGAUGACGAAAAGCAACGAUCUCCAGCGAUUGACCACGCUCCUCUCGCCCAGUCGGAGGCUCCCCCACGAGACAUCAACGGAUGGAAGUGGUACUCCACGCUGGUGUCCAUCCUGACAUCGACUUUCCUCUAUGCACUGGACGCCACAGUGGUGGCCGAACUCCAGCCGAUCAUCGUUCAGGAUCUCGGCGGCAUCACGAAGCUCUCGUGGCUCAGCGGCCGCAUAUAUGGCCACUUCAACGCGAAAUGGUUCUACAUCUUCCAUGUGACUCUCUUCGAGAUCGGCUCUGCCAUCUGCGGCGCCGCCCCGUCCAUGAACGUCAUGAUCCUGGGUCGCGCCAUCGCCAGCGUCGGUGGCUCCGGCCUCUACGUCGGAUGCAUGACCCUCAUUGCCAUGACCACCACCAUCUCCGAGCGCCCCGUCUACGUCUCCUGCACCGGCUUCUCCUGGGGUCUGGGCAUCGUCCUGGGCCCCGUCAUCGGCGGUGCCUUCAGCGAGUCCUCCGUGGGCUGGCGAUGGGCCUUCUACAUCAACCUCUUCAUCGGCGCCGUCUACGCCCCCUUCUACAUCUUCCUGAUCCCCAGCAAGGACCCUCGCCCUGGCGCCUCCAUCCGCGAACGCUCCUCUGAGCUCGACUACCCCGGCAUCGUGCUCCAAUCCGGCGCUCUGGCCGCGUUAAUCCUCGCCAUCAACCUGGGCGGCGUCACCUACCCGUGGAACUCAUCCCGCAUCACCAUGUUCGUCGUGUCAGCAGCCUUGUUCAUUACUCUAGGAACCCAACAGGUCUGGACACUCGGCGUCCCCCUCUCCCCACGCAUCAUCCCCGUGCAAUUCUUCCGCUCGCGAACCGUCCUCCUCCUCUUCGCCGCCACCGCAGAAGGAGGCGCCUGCGCCUUCAUCCCCAUCUACAUGGUGCCUCUCUUCUUCCAUUUCACGCGCAACGACGGACCCCUCGACGCCGGCGUACGACUCCUCCCCUUCGUGGUCGUCAUGGUGCUAUUCGUCUUUCUGAACGGCAACCUGAUGGCCCGACUGGGCUACUACAUGCCGUGGUUCCUGACCGGCGGGGUGCUGAUCGUCGCCGGCUCCGCGCUCAUGUACACCGUCGACCAAGACACCUCCCAGGGUCGAGUAUACGGCUACAGCGUGCUGCUGGGCAUCGGGUUGGGUAUGUUCCUGCAGGCGCCUAUCUCCGUGGUCCAGGCGGUUGUGGAGCCCGAGAACAUCGCCCCGGCCAUCGGGUUCAUCACCCUGGCGCAGUUCGUGGGUAUCACGGUGGCGCUGGCGAUUGGGAAUGCGGUGCUGUUGAAUAAUAGCCUGCGUGGCAUCGAGGGGCUGCUGCCCGAUGUGCCGAGGGCGGAUAUUCAAGCGGCGAUUCUGGGCGCCAGGUCUGGGCUGGUGAGGGGUUUGUCGGAGGGGAUGAGGACGAGGGUGUUGGAUGCUAUUGUUAGGGCUAUUGGGGAUGCGUAUAUUCUGACGGUUGCGGGGGGUGCGCUGGUGGUUGUGUUGAGUCUGGCGAUGCGGAGGGAGAAGUUGCUUGAUUUCGUGGCCGCAUAUACCUCGGAACAUGAUGGGAUGGGUGUUCUCGUAGCAUGA
Messenger RNA from Aspergillus steynii IBT 23096, 1860 nucleotides. RefSeq names its product MFS general substrate transporter. Gene Ontology annotation, molecular function: transmembrane transporter activity. The record is from RefSeq and is a predicted model, not a curated record. The coding region runs from base 196 to 1860 and encodes 554 amino acids. Lineage: Eukaryota; Fungi; Ascomycota; Eurotiomycetes; Eurotiales; Aspergillaceae. The transcript is spliced from 3 exons. Gene Ontology annotation, biological process: transmembrane transport.